CGUUAGACAUUACUAUCAUUUAUUGCGCCAUCCUCUCGCCGGAAAUAGGUCUGCAAUUUUCUGGGCGUUUCCAUGGUGACAUCAGCAGGCCCCUGUGUGACAUGUCCAGUUUAGCUCCCGCAAAUCAACCCGAGACAGAAAGUAGAACGGCACACAAAACGACCUACCGGAGCGCAGAACAGAUCUCAGCUUCCUGUUCCAUCAUGAAUGUGUUUGAUCGCAACAUCAACUUUGACGCCCUCUUCAAGUUCUCCCAAAUAUCUCAUUCCACCCAGGUGCACUUGAAGAAUGUGUAUUCCAGCUUGGCUGUGUGUAUGUUUCUGGCUGCAGCUGGCUCCUAUGUCCAUGUGGUCACCCGCCUCUUCCAGGGAGGAAUGCUGUCUGCUCUGGGAUCUCUGGGAAUGAUGAUCUGGCUCGCCAUGACACCACACAACCCACAGACAGAGAAGAAGAGGCUGGCUAUCCUCGCUGGAUUCGCCUUCCUUACUGGUGUUGGCCUUGGGCCCACCAUGGACUUUGUCAUCGCAGUCAAUCCAAGCAUCAUUUUGACAGCAUUCUUGGGAACCUCUGUUAUUUUCAUUUGCUUCACUCUCAGCGCCCUCUAUGCCAAGCGCAGGAGCUACCUGUUCCUCGGAGGCAUGUUGAUGUCAGGCCUGUCCAUCCUCUUCCUGAUGUCGCUCAUGAACAUGUUCUUUGGAUCUGUGAUGCUCUUGAAGGCUCACAUGUACCUGGGCCUGCUCAUCAUGUGUGGAUUCGUCCUGUUUGACACUCAGCUCAUCAUCGAGAAGGCCGAGAAUGGAGACAAGGACUAUGUCUGGCACUGUGUGGACUUGUUCCUCGACUUCAUCACCAUCUUCAGGAAACUGAUGGUCAUCCUUGCCAUGAACGACAAGGAUAAGAAGAAGGAAAAGAAGUAGACGAUUGUUGGCUGGAAAAGCAAGCCAACCUGUCAAAGACGGCACAGUUUGCAACACACGAUGCUUUUGUCUUCGUUUCUUUAACUAACUCCUGUGGUCUUAUCUGAUUUAAAAUAAUUUCAUCUUUUUCACCUUCCAAGGGUUUUGAAUGUUUGUCCAUGUAUACUCAUGUUAGUCCUGUGAGGUGGCUGUGAGCAGGGAGUAAACUUAGUGCUGCAGUGAACAUGCUUGGCCUGUAGAGGGGAGCGUUGUGUCGUCCAACCUCCCCUCGUGGAGUGUUGUGUGAAGAUUUUCAUCAUUCUUAUUGUUUAGUGCCAUGACGUUAUGAUAGGCUCCUUUUAGCCAGGUCAUGUAAGCUUCUGAUAGUGAAAAUCGUUUAAGUUGAAGUCAAAUAAUUACAUCCACCGAUUUGCUUUAUUUAUGAUUUUAUGAUUUAUGCGUGUCACAACACAGUGACACCAGAUUCCUUCACAAAUAAGUAAUGUUUUGAAUGACCUCAACCAGGACACAGCAGAGUUUAAGAUAUUUUCUUUUACAUCGCUUAUUAAGGGGUGAGUCGACGUUAUCUUUUCAACUCUGACAAAUGAUAAACGGGAAAGCUUUUCUUUCCCUACUGUAAAUUCCAGAAAAAUCUGUUAGUUUGCCAAAUUAGGUGAUGCUAUCAUAACAUUUUUGAGUGUAUACUGUGAAGAAUUUAUUUUGUUGAUGUAAAAUGUAAACUAAUAAUUUGAUACAUUUGCUCAAAUAAAUGUUGAAUGCAAAAA
Molecule: messenger RNA, 1681 nt
Organism: Entelurus aequoreus (snake pipefish)
Lineage: Eukaryota; Metazoa; Chordata; Actinopteri; Syngnathiformes; Syngnathidae
Gene: tmbim6
Product: testis enhanced gene transcript (BAX inhibitor 1)
Exons: 10
Coding region: 102-917 (271 amino acids)
Biological process (GO): negative regulation of endoribonuclease activity; negative regulation of RNA splicing; cellular response to unfolded protein
Cellular component (GO): mitochondrial membrane
Molecular function (GO): enzyme binding
Source: RefSeq, a predicted model, not a curated record